Molecule: messenger RNA, 1119 nt
Organism: Microsporum canis CBS 113480
Lineage: Eukaryota; Fungi; Ascomycota; Eurotiomycetes; Onygenales; Arthrodermataceae
Product: transmembrane protein 115
Exons: 2
Coding region: 1-1119 (372 amino acids)
Biological process (GO): retrograde vesicle-mediated transport, Golgi to endoplasmic reticulum
Cellular component (GO): membrane; Golgi apparatus
Source: RefSeq, a predicted model, not a curated record
AUGCUACGAGUCAACAUCCCCCCGGUUACUCGCACGAUCCUCACAAGCAUAGCGGUGCUAUUCGUUCUGCACACGGCGACGAGAUAUAAACACUAUGCUGUUGGUGAAUCAUCGUCCUCAGCUACUGCUGUGCCGUACUUCCUCGCCGUUCCGUCAAAGAUACUCUUCUACCCAUGGACGCUUCUAUGCGCAACCUUUGUGGAACAGAAUAUCGUCACUCUCCUGAUCAAUGGAGCCACGAUGUUUUAUGGAGGAAAAUAUUUAGAACGGGCCUGGGGCUCGAGGGAGUUUGGGAAAUUCAUCCUGGUGCUUGCUCUGGCCUCGAAUCUAUCCAUGGUAUUGCUUUAUCUGACCACGGCUGUAGUUCGCGGCCAGCCUGAGAUUGCUAUGAAGGGAAUAGGCGGCGGGAUUGCCGUACAGUCCGCAUUCCUCGUUGCGUUUAAACAACUAGUCCCUGAACACACAGUCACCAUUCUCCGUGGCCUCGUCAAGAUACGAGUAAAGCAUUUUCCAGCUAUAUUUCUACUCCUCAACCUUAUCGGUGCCCUCUUUCUCGGAACAGAUGUUGCAUUCCAUCUCAGCUGGCUCGGGCUGCUCAUCAGUUGGACAUUUCUCCGAUUCUUUAAAUACCAGCCUGAUUUAUCGGGCACCUCCACAAGUGGCCAGGGCACCAAAGGCGAUGCUAGUGAUACAUUUGCCUUUGCAUGUUUCUUUCCGGACGCCAUACAACCUCCCAUUAACUUGGUUGCUGACCAAAUAUUCGCCGUCUUGGUGGUCCUUCGUAUAUGUACCCCAUUCUCGGCUGAAGAUGUUGCUUCAGGGAAUGAACAGGUGCUGGCGCGUGGAGAAGCCGGCCUCCCAAGCUUGUUGAAUAAUAACGUCCGUGGGCCGCUUAGGUCAGGAAAAAGGGAAGAAGCUGAGCGACGGAGAGCUCUGGCACUCAAGGCCUUGGAUCAGCGGUUGCAGUCAGCAAGCGCAAACAGAGCAUCGCAGGCACCCGUGGUGUCCUCUGCACCAUCGCCUCAACCUCCAGCGGCAGCGGUAGCUCCCGCCGCACCUGUUGUUUCCUCUGGUGAAUCCAUGCUAGGCGAAACAAAUUAUACCCCCGACCGCUCCUAA